Messenger RNA from Knipowitschia caucasica, 486 nucleotides. The record is from the annotation of a GenBank genome assembly. NCBI's taxonomy places the organism in Eukaryota, Metazoa, Chordata, Actinopteri, Gobiiformes, Gobiidae.
AUGGACAUUUAUCACCCCGUGGUGUUAUUCAAAUUCAGUACCAAGCGAGGAGCGGCUCCACUCCUCUCUCGCCUUUUUGUGGAGCGACGCAAGAAAAGCAGAGCACAGAGAGAUGUGCGUCCAGUAGCAGCAGUGUGUCCCAGAGCUCCACGGAGAGAGGAUGGGAACACCGACAUGGAUGGACGGAGCAUCGGUCCGGAGGCUACAGCCCGCUGCUUUCUGUCCUCAGCCUCUUUCAGCUCCACUGCUCUCUGCACUGGGCUCUCACAAGAACAGAGGCGGCUCCUAUUCAGCAGUGUGGCUCUGGCCAGCGCCGCAGCAGAAGGCCUCCCCGCUGCACAAAGAACGUGUGCGUGUGUCACUGUUGCACUCAGGUCGCCGCGGGCGUUCAGGGGAGCGCAGCCUGGAGGCAAGACCUCGACCUCCCGCAGCGGUGCAGUAACACACUCCAGCAGCACCGUGCUCGUGUCCAUCCCCCUCUUAUGA